GACUCCGCCACUGCAGCGCUGGUACAUAUCCUGUUUCUGUGACUCAGAGGAUGAUGGCUAUCAGGAGAGGAGGUUAGCCGAGCCGGACGGCAUAGAUGCUCGAACCGCUGGACAACACUGACGGCAAGAAAACGGCUGCUAUCCAAUGAUGGACGGGUUUGCCGGGGACAUUCUGAGUGGGGGCCGGGCUCUGCUGGGCGAGGACAGCUCGGUGAUGGCCCGCAUGCAGAAGAAGUUCUGGAAGACUAAGCAGGUUCUCAUCAAAGCUACAGGCAAGAAGGAGGACGAGUAUGUGGUGGCUUCAGAUGCUGACCUGGACGCCAAGCUUGAGUUUUUCCACUCGGUUCAGCUGACCUGCACAGAGCUGCUGAAGGUGAUUGAGAAGUACCAGCACAGAAUCACACGGCUGUCCCAGGAGGAGAAUGAGCUCGGCCUGUUUUUGCGCUUCCAGGCCGAACGCGAUCGCACUAAAGCCGGCAACAUGAUGGAGGCCACAAGCAAGGCCCUGUGCACCUCAGCCAAGCAGAGGAUGGCGCUUUGCCCGCCGCUGCAGCGCAUGUAUCAGGAAGUGGAGACCUUCAGGCGGCGCGCCAUCGCCGACACGCUGCUGACGGUCAGCCGCAUGGAGAAGGCCCGCACAGAGUACCGGGGAGCCCUGCUUUGGAUGAAAGACGUCUCUCAGGAACUGGACCCGGACACCUACAAACAGCUGGAGAAGUUCCGAAAGGUCCAGUCUCAGGUCAGAGGGACGAAGAGCCAGUUUGAGAAGCUGAAGAAUGACGUUUGUCAGAAGGUGGACAUGCUGGGAGCGAGCCGCUGUAACAUGCUGUCUCACUCCCUCUGCACCUACCAGAACACUCUGCUGCAGUUCUGGGAGAAAACCGCCAACGCCAUGUCAGGAAUCCACGAGGCCUUCCAAGGACACAUACCGUACCAGUUUAACACCAUCAAGCACCUCCGGGAUCCACUGGAGCAGAUCUCAGAUUCCCCAAGCAAGGAGGAGGACGGCAAAGCCCAGCAGAGCAACACAGAGAGCUUGGUGUCCUUGGAUGAUGACAAGCCAGCAGAAAGUGGGUCUGAUUCAGAGCUAAAGCUCAGCAGUGAUGGGCGGAGCCAGGCUGACGGUGGCGCCAUGCUCGACCUCAGAGGACUCUCAGCAGACCUCAGUGACGACCUUAUGCUCAUGUCCUGCAACAUCCCACCCCCGACAAAUGUCCCCGUCCAGCCCCCGGUCCCUCCUCCUCCCCAAGACGGUGAACAGAAGGAGAGCUGUAGCUUUGGAAGCUUCGAGUCAGGCCUCCCAGAAAAGCCUGUCUCGGGUGACAGUUUGCUGUCUGGUGUUCUCUCCUCAGAGCCAGGUCUGACAGCAGGGGAGGAAGAAGGUGAGCGGAGCGACAUGGCUUUCCUAAAGGACCUCCUGAGCCCGGGUCCAGGAGCCGGCGACGAGUUCAGCAGAGAGUGGCAGGACGCCUUCGGGAUGUUCGACCCUCCCAGCGUUCCCGCGGCAGCUGCCCAACCCCCGUCCAACCCGCCCAGCCCCACCGGCUUCCUGCCGUCUCAGCUGCUGGAUCACAGUCUGAGCUCCUCAGGCUGGGUGACCCUGCCCAUGUUCCAAGCCCCGCCCCUUCAGCCGCCCCCUGGUCAGAGCCAGGCGGCUCCUCGGUCUCAAACUCCUGCGGCGAACGCUUCAGGAGGAUCCAAAGACAUGACGGCGUGGUUCAACCUGUUCGCAGACCUCGACCCGCUUUCCAACCCCGACGCCAUCGGACGCUCUGCCGACGAGCUGCUCAACGCCUGAAGCUUUUUAAUCAACUUCACUCUCUCUUUAAAAGUCUGUAUUUCCAUCAUGAUUCGGCACGUAUCAAUCUGGAACUCUGAGCUGAUUGUUGAACCUUCAGCUUCUCUCAGUUGCUGUAACAGACUGAAAACGACACGGGAGCCGCUGCGGUUUGUGUUCGCCUGUUCUUCACUGCACCGCCUGGAUGUCAGGGGCGGAGGCACCUGAACGCUGCUGUGUGCAUUUUGUGUUUGCUUUUGUUGGGCGUGUCUCCGUUUGCCGUGUGUACAUAACCAGAGAUCCAGGAUGGAUUUUAAAAAUGUCUUUAUACCAAGAAGAAAAAAAAAAAAAAGGUUUCUAUGAAGUACCACAUGAUUGUCACAAACGAUGCAAAUGUAUGAAGAAGUGAGUCUGUUUAUGCACCAUGAAGAUCACCAGGCUCUCAGUAACAACACACUAACCCAUGUAUCUGCCUAUAUAUAAGUAUGGACCAACGUAUGUGAAAACACUACUUCAUCAUUGUAUUAAAACAAUUUAAAUUAUU
Cyprinodon tularosa is the source of this 2321-nucleotide messenger RNA. It is a transcript of the gene ical1, whose product is annotated as islet cell autoantigen 1-like. The record is from RefSeq and is a predicted model, not a curated record. Lineage: Eukaryota; Metazoa; Chordata; Actinopteri; Cyprinodontiformes; Cyprinodontidae. The transcript has 15 exons. Bases 146 to 1798 code for a protein of 550 amino acids. Gene Ontology annotation, cellular component: Golgi apparatus. Gene Ontology annotation, biological process: regulation of transport. Gene Ontology annotation, molecular function: protein domain specific binding.